UUCUUUCCCACUUUCAUAGCCCAACUCAACUACUCAACUUCCUCGCUCCCUCACAAUAAACACACACAGAGUCACAAAGAGAGAGAUGGGAAGAUCGAGUGCUCUAGCAAAUUUAGCAACGACGCUCCUCUUUUGCCUUGCCAUAUGUUCCUACACCAUCUCAAUUAGCUCAGCCCAAACACCGACCGACACCCGGUUCAUAAGAACAUCAUGCAGUAAAACCACCUACCCACGCCUGUGCUACACCUCCCUCUCCAGCCACGCCAGCCUCGUCCAGACGAGCCCCAAGCUCCUCGCCGGCGCCGCCCUCACUGUGACCCUUGACAAGGGGCGCUCGACCUCAGCCAUGAUGGCGACGCUGUCCCGGGCCCGCAGGAUGAAGCCAAGGGAGGUCAGGGCGAUACAGGACUGCAUCGAGGAGCUGAGCAGCUCGGUGGACGAGCUGAGGCGGUCCAUCGACGAGAUGGGCCAGCUGAAGAGGUCCUCCAACUUCGGGCUGAUCAUGAACGACGUGCAGACGUGGGUGAGCGCUGCCCUCACGGACGAGAACACGUGCUCCGACGGUUUUGCCGGGAGCAUGAUGAACGGCAAUGUGAAGACGGUCGUGAGGAAUGAGAUACUGACCAUCGCUCAUCUCACCAGUAAUGCUUUGGCCUUGAUCAAUCGCUACGCCUCGCUUCAUGGCUAAUGCCUAGAGCUACAUAGCCAUGACCGUAAUUGUUACUUGUCAAUCAUGCCCAGCUAGAUACAUAGAGAAGGUAUAUAAUCGAUUGGGACCUGCACUAUAUGAUUGUGAAACUCUAGGUGUCAUGUCGUUUAUCUAUAAGAUCUCGACGGAGCCGCCGGAUUAAAAGAGUUGAUGGCGGCGGUUCAGGCAGCGAUAAGAUGCAUGAGAUUAAUUUUGUUUCUA
Molecule: messenger RNA, 910 nt
Organism: Syzygium oleosum
Lineage: Eukaryota; Viridiplantae; Streptophyta; Magnoliopsida; Myrtales; Myrtaceae
Product: 21 kDa protein-like
Exons: 1
Coding region: 86-688 (200 amino acids)
Biological process (GO): negative regulation of catalytic activity
Molecular function (GO): enzyme inhibitor activity
Source: RefSeq, a predicted model, not a curated record